UUUUUUCUUAUUUGAUGCAAGUGUGUCGAUAAAUAUGUAAUUUAUAGUAAUCAUACCUUUUCAUCAAGGUGGUAUGAUAUUGAUGGCUUCUGAUGGAACAUUUGACACUGUUUUUAUAAUAAGAAUUUCACCUUUAUCUAACCUUUUUUCAGUUUGUUUUGUUUUAGCUUGCUGGAACCCAUGUACUGUAAAAACCUGGAUGUCAUUUCCAAGAGACUGGUUUACUUCCUUAUAGCAGUGAAUCUAUGUUAUGUACUGUAACAGAAAGACCAAACAUUCUGGCUUUGAAAGUGCAAUUAUAAAAAUUAUAUAUCUAUAUUUAUUUAUAUGUUGUUUAUUCUGUUGUUGGCUGAAAUGUAAAAGCGUUUGAAUUGUUGGAUUUUUUUUAUUAUGUGUAUAGCCUAUAUGUUGCUAUAUGGCCGCGUUACAAAGGUUUGGUGGUCUCCUUGGACGUUUGUUUAUCUGUUUCCAUAGUAACCACGUGGCCAAGCCAUUGCAGUCAGGGAGAGGCAGAUCGAAAUUGUUGCCCUGCCCCAAGAGGAUUAUUUCAACGGACGUAAAAAAAAAGUGACCUUUCGGAAAAAGAUGUCCACGCAAGGAAGAAAAACCCAGCUGAUUGGUGGAUCCACUCUGGAGAGCAUCGAGGUCAUACGGAACCAAUCCAAGGUCUUCAGAGGAGAAUGCACCAGGCUGAUUGAGGAAAGUAACAAAGCCUGCAAACGCCUGCAGGAUGACGACAACGAGAAACUGGGCCAUCGAGUCAGAGACAUACAGUUUAUGAAGAAGGAGCUUGAGCUGAAGUUGGAGGAGAAUAUUUUGGAAUCGGAAGGACUUAUUGCGCUGCAGGACCGAGUGAUGAAAGCUGUGGAGGCCUGCAAGGGGCCUCUUCGAGUCACUGUUCUUUGUAUGGAUGAAAGAAAUAAACGCCACCCGUCUGAGAAGCUGCACGAUGAGGUCAGCAGAGAGCUGGUGAAGGAGGGGGAGCUCACCAAAGGAGUCAUGUCCCUCCUGCAGCGUGUCGUCAUGCAGAUCACUGAGCAGAUACGAUUGAAUCAAGCUUCCAAGUUCGAGAUUGAACAAGAUCUGAAAGAGAAAUACGAGGCUCAGCAUUUGGACAACUCCUGUGCGUCGAUGACGCCACACUCGCUCAAAAACACGCAAAUGUCCAAUCCCAAGAUGGCCUCGUCCAGUUUUCCAGUGACACUUGUGGAGUGGGAGAGAAGCUCAGACUUCAACAUAGCUAAAGCGGAGCAGCAGAAGAGCAACUCCGUGGCUCUGAGGGCCCUGGUGGAGUCUCUGCUCACCCAGACGGCUGCCGACAUGCGGAAACAGUUCCAGGCGACAUCGGCGGCCUUGCAGCAGAACGUGCACCAAAUCAAGGCUGCCAAAAGCCAGAUGGAGGAACAGCUCACUAAGGUUUUGUCGGAGUUUGCCAGCCAGCAGAAAAUCCGAGAAGAUCUCCAAGUGGCCAUCACAGAGAACGAGCAUUUUCUCCGCUUGGCUCAGGCGAGGCUGGAUUUGCGUAAGCAAAGGUCUGACAAAGAGCGUUGUCACGAUCCAGCUCAAUCCCAGCUCCUCGCUGAGGUGGUCCAGCUUACCAAUCAGAUCAGCAAGUUGCGUGAGACGGUGGUGGAGUCGGAGGAGCAGCAGAGGGCGCUGGUUCGCUGCCAGCUGGAACUGCAACAAAACAUUGAGGUGAAGGCCAACCUGCUCUAUGUUGAUGAGGUCAUCUGCAAUCAGCACAGGGCACCCACGGUCAUCCAUAACUUCUAAGCAUCUUGGACUGUUUGGGAAUUACAUUUACUUUUGGAAUUACGUCUACUUUUCAUAAUUUACAUUAUUUUCAGCAUUAUUUUGCAGCUAUAAAUGCCAGGCUACCAUAUUUGUCUUUAUUAAUAGCUUCAUAGUUCCUUUCGUGGGGCUGCACCCGAGUUCAAUUCCACCCUCGGCCAUCUCUGUGUGGAGUUUGCAUGUUCUCCAGGGACUCCGGCUUCCUCCCACAUUCCAAAAACAUGCUAGGUUAAUUAGCGACUCCAAAUUGUCCAUAGGUAUGAAUGUGAGUGUGAAUGGUUGUUUGUCUGUUUGACUGGCGAUCAGUCCAGGGUGUACCCCGCCUCUCGCCCGAAGACAGCUGGGAUAGGCUCCAGCACCCCCCGCGACCCUCGUGAGGAAAAGCGAUCGAAAAUGAAUAAAUGAAUUAACUAUGUUCCUCGUCAUAAAAAUUCAACCAGAACCGGGCUCACUGGACCAAGUUGGGGGGGGGGGGUGUAAGCUACCGUUGAUGCACUACAAUACUGAUGGGGAUGUCAUACAACUUUAUGUCAAAAAAAUCAAAAUUGUGCCUGUAACGACGUCAUACAGCUGGUGAAACUCUACCUUCUUUUUAAAGAUGGCCGUCACCUUUACCCUUAGCUUCUUUAGCAAGGCAGUGCUCAUUUUGAAGGGGGUUUUGUGCUCCUUUUUAUGAUGGAAAAUUAUUUCUGAAGGCAGGUCAUCAUUACGUGUGUUUUUCCUGGUGCCUGCACACUGUAGGCCAGGGGUGGGUUAAAAUUGUGGAUAAAUGUCACAUCAAAUCACAAGAGUAAUGUGGGCACAGAGUUCCACAAAGAUGCAUUUGAGGUUAAAGAGAGAGCAUCCUUUUUCAGCAUAUUGUGAUGACAAGUUUGGCCAACAGAGGCCGCUGUUGUUCAACAAAAGCUAUAUCAUCAUGAUAGCAGGCUGGUUACCCAAAAAGUUGGCAAGCAUCUGUAAUGAUCUUUUGGUGUGGUUAGAACCCUGACGUGCUGCACGCUUAUGUCUACUGAGGCACUGAUUUCAGAUGAUUUCAAUUCAUGACUUCAUGAUGAAUAACUCUCACAUUAAAGACAUGACACAGGCUGUCGAAAGUCGUGGUUUUAUAAUUUUGCCGAGAACAUGCAGAAAUGAGAAUAUACCAUGCAACUCACCCAGUUGGCGAGGGAUUGUGGGCUUAGAGCAGGGAUGCGCAACCCACGGGCUGUGGGCCACAUUAGGCCCCAUGGGGAACAAAGUAACCUCCCCACCGCACCAUGUGGGCAUACAAAGAAAUAUCUAUGAGUGGUAUCCACGAAAAAAAAAAACCAGACAUAUAUUACCACCGCAAGGCAUGCUGGGUAGCUUAUGGUAUACUUUCUCCCAACAUCUCGCACAAAGCUAACCUUAACCCUAACAGAAGAUCAGUUUAUAACCCAGAUCCGUUGACAAAUACACUAUGAAUAUUUAAUUUGUUAUUAUUAUUAGUUGUUUUCACGUCAGCCCCCUCCCCUUGAUUACAUGUCAUUGCUUUAGAAGAAUGUCUGAGUCAGAGACGUCGUCCAUCACUCAGCAGCCUGCAUGUCGUUUGACACGUGUGGGUGACAACAUUUAUGUCCAUGUUUCAAUGUCUUUACAUGCUGGCGUUAUGUACUUGGGAGAUGCAGCUGAUUAG
Molecule: messenger RNA, 3445 nt
Organism: Doryrhamphus excisus (bluestripe pipefish)
Lineage: Eukaryota; Metazoa; Chordata; Actinopteri; Syngnathiformes; Syngnathidae
Gene: tekt1
Product: tektin 1
Biological process (GO): cilium assembly; cilium movement involved in cell motility
Cellular component (GO): microtubule cytoskeleton; nucleus
Source: RefSeq, a predicted model, not a curated record